Impatiens glandulifera is the source of this 1210-nucleotide messenger RNA. Its product is annotated as zinc transporter 5-like. Gene Ontology annotation, molecular function: zinc ion transmembrane transporter activity. The transcript has 3 exons. Gene Ontology annotation, cellular component: plasma membrane. The record is from RefSeq and is a predicted model, not a curated record. Gene Ontology annotation, biological process: zinc ion transmembrane transport. NCBI's taxonomy places the organism in Eukaryota, Viridiplantae, Streptophyta, Magnoliopsida, Ericales, Balsaminaceae. Bases 51 to 1124 code for a protein of 357 amino acids.
AGAAGAAGAAACAACAAAUCGAUCAAAACCCAGUGACCUAUUGUAUAAUCAUGAUGAAUUUGAAGCCUAUUUCAUUCCUCUUCUUCGCUAUAAUCAUUCUCAUCCUUCUUCCUAAAUCGCUUCAUGCAGAAUGCGAAUGUGAAUCCGAUACCGACGACAGAGACAGAGAGCAAUCUCUCAAGCUUAAACUAAUCGCAUUAGCGUCUAUACUAGUCGCCGGAGUAUUAAUCGGCGUAUCACUCCCCAACCUAGGUCACAAAAUUCCAUCUUUAAGGGCAGAAAGUGAUUUUUUCCUCGUACUGAAAGCCUUUGCCGCCGGCGUGAUUCUUGCCACCGGAUUCGUCCACGUCUUGCCGGACGCAUUCGAAAGCCUCACCAGUCCAUGCUUGGGAGAGAAACCUUGGGGAAAAUUCCCUUUCGUAGGUCUGAUAGCAAUGGCUUCGGCCGUCGGUACGAUGAUGAUAGACGCAUUCGCUACUGGUUAUUACGAGAGGGCAAACGUGAAGAAAGUUGAAGGACAGAUUCAGGUGGUGGUUGGAGACGAAGAGAUGCAAGAACGCGAAGGCCACGUCCACGUGCAUACUCACAGCGCAAAUGGCCAUGCUCACGGCCACACUCACGGAACCCUAGAAAAUGCAGAUCUUCUUCGUCAUCGUGUUAUAUCACAGGUAUUGGAGUUUGGAAUUAUUGCACACUCUGUUGUGAUUGGAAUUUCAUUGGGUGCAUCUGAAAGUCCAAAAACAAUAAAGCCACUUGUAGUUGCUUUGAGUUUUCAUCAGUUUUUUGAAGGAUUGGGUCUUGGAGGAUGCAUCUGUCAGGCAAAAUUCAAGGCAAGAACAGCAUUGGUAAUGGCUACAUUCUUUUCCUUAACAACUCCAAUUGGAAUAGUGGUGGGAUUUGGUAUAUCAAACAGAUACAAAGAGAAUAGUCCAGCAGCUCUUAUAACAGAAGGGAUGUUGAAUUCUGCAUCUGCAGGAAUCCUUAUUUACAUGUCAUUGGUUGAUCUUAUUGCUGCAGAUUUCAUGAGUCAGAGAAUGAGGAGUAAUUUUAAGCUUCAAUUUACUUCUAAUGUCUCUCUUGUUCUUGGGUUAAGCUGUAUGUCUAUCUUGGCUGUCUGGGCUUGAAUAUACCCAUUUUUUUAUUGUUAAAUCACUCUUUUUUGUAUGAUUAUUUGUUUUAUAAUAUGUUUAUAAAAAGAUUAGAUUUUGGA